CAAUCCAGCAAAAAUGGACCACUACUGAUGGCCGCACCAUACUUUCUAUCCAUCCUCCAACCCAACCAUUAGAACUUCAACCCACAAGCACGACGACCGCCAAUGGUAAACCAAUGGUAAUCGCCGCCUUUACUGAACUACCACACCGCGCACAAAAUAAUAACCCUGUACUAAUUCAGGACUUGAGUACCGUAUUUAAACAAAAUAAUUAUACUAAUCUAUUUUGCCAAACGGCAGGUAAGCAGCUUAGUCGAAUUGAAGAAAUGGUAUCACAUGUUAAGAAAAGCUGCAAAUUGGAACCCAAACCUCCUAUUACCGAUCCAGUUUUUAUCAAACCAACUCCAGUUUUAAAAGAUUUUAAUUUAAAACCCAAAGCCGACACUGAUUUUAUGGAAACCAUUCUGUCCCAAAUUCGUGAUCUUAAAAUCUCUGAUUCCUCCUCUUCUUCUCGCUCCAAAGCCCAAGUUUUGAUGCUUUCGAGCAAUGCUCUUAAUCAUCCUCCUGACGAUCCUUAUCAACAUCUAAGUCUUCCUCAAUUCUGAAUAUUGAGGAUAAUUUUAAAUCUCCUGAACCAUCCUCUGUUCAUCGUGUUUAUUCCUCUAAUAUCCAGAAAAUGGUCCCUGUUGGUAGUACUCGUCACUAUUAUCCUCGACCAACACCCAUGGAUAUUCUGUAUGAAGAGGACUUCCUCCAAACCCAACGCCAUUACACCAGCACUGCCAUCUAUGAAUGGAAUAUUGACGGCCUUUCCGAAUAUCAACUAUACGAACUCCUUCAUCAUAUGUUGAUGUUUGCUACUGUCUGCAAACAAAACCAUAAUACUGAUCACCAGGUUGCCCGCAUGCUUGUUAGUGGUUUUACUGGUUCGCUGAAAGGAUGGUGGGAUAAUUAUCUCACUCAUAACCAAUGUGCUGAGAUCCUUUCUGCUACAAAAACAACUACCACUAUUCCUGACAGAACUCCUGAAAAUCCAAAUCCUGAUCCUAUUGAUACCGAAGAAGAAGAUGCUGUUUAUACUCUUAUAAAUACCAUUGUUGCUAAUUUUGUUGGUAACACUGUUGGUAUUGCAGAUCGAAAUAGAGAAUUAUUAAUGAAAUUGAGAUGUCCUACUUUAUCUCAUUUUCGUUGGUAUAAGGAUGUUUUUCUGAUGAAAGUUAUGCAGAGGACAGAUGGAAGUGAUGAACAUUGGAAAGCCAAGUUUAUUGAUGGACUUCCUCAUCUAUUUGCUGAACGUGUCCGUAAGCGACUUCGUGAUAUCCAUCGCACGGUGGAUAUUCCAUAUUAUCAAUAUACAUACGGUCAGUUAAUUAAUAUUGUCACUAACGAAGGUCUUGCUUUAUGUAACGACCUUAAACUCCAGCAACAACUCAAACAACAACAUUUAAUUGGCAAAAGAGAGGUAGGUGAUUUUUGUGAACAAUUUGCCUAUGACCCUCAGAUCCAAUAUCCCUACAAACUUCAUAAGCAAAGGAAACAUAAAAGUCAUUCCAAACCCUAUAAAAAAUCCAGAAAAUUUUCCAAAUAUUCUAAAACUCAACCCCAACCUCAGACAUCUAGGCCUAAACACAAAACUAAGGGCAAAUCUUUUCAGAAGAAUAAAUCCAGUAUUAAGUGUUACAAAUGUGGACAAACAGGUCAUUAUGCUAACAGAUGUAGAGCCAAGAUCCAGACAAAAUUAAAUGAGUUAGCUUUAGAUGAAGAAACACAACAAAAAAUUUUACAGUUAAUUUCUGAUUCAGAAUCCUUUUCAGAUACUCCUUCCGAUAAUGAAUUAGCAGCCAUUUAUUCCUCUUCUUCUGAAACUGACAACGAUUGUCCAGAUACUGGAGUUUGUCCCUGUAAAACUUCUGUUAAUCAAGUCAAUGAUGAAGCUAAUUACUGGAAGUCAAUAGUAGAAAUGAAUGGUCUAAAUAUUGAUAGUCCUAGUAUUAAUGUUUUGACUGAUGCUGAACAAAAUCUUUUGACUAUUGCUGACAGUAUUAAAGAUCCAGAAAUUAAGCUAAAAUUUCUUGAAAUGUGUUACAAACAAAAAACCGAAGAAAUUAAUGUGCCAAAAAUGUAUAACAUGAAGGAAGUUUUCUCCCGUCUUCAAAAUCCAUCACCCUCCAAAAUGGAUAAAUCUGUUUCUGUUCAAGAUUUGAAAAUGGAAGUUAAUGCAUUAAAACUUGAAAUAAAACAUUUGCAGACUUCUAAUUUAGCUAUCAAUUCUGAAAUCAGAAAGAUCAAUAAAAAAUUACAGGAUAAAGGAGAAGAACAAAGUCAUCCAGAAUAUUUGCUAUCUCUAAAUAGAAUAACCUUUCAGAAGUGGUAUAUUCGUAUUACAUUUAUGAUUCAACCCGAUUUUAUUAUGCGCGAUGCAAUUGCUUUGGUUGAUAGUGGUGCUGAUAUGAAUUGUAUACAGGAAGGAUUAGUUCCUACUAAAUAUUUCCAGAAAACAAGUCAAUCUCUGACCAGUGCCAGUGGUAAUAGUUUAUAUAUUGAUUAUAAACUUCCUGAAGUUCUGAUUUGUAAUCAAGGAUUAUGUUUGCCAACUUCUUUUGUCCUCAUUAAAAAUAUGGCACAAAAUAUAAUCCUCGGUACACCUUUUUUGAAUCUCUUAAUGCCUAUCACUAAGAUAGACACUAUUGGAAUUCAUACAGAAAUUGAUAAUCAAAUAAUUAUUUUUGAAUUUAUUACUUCUCCAUACACAAAAGAAUUAGAUCAGAUUUCCGAUUUAAUGUCUUUAAAACAAAAUCAAAUUAAUUUUUUGCAAAAAGAAAUUAGCUUUCUGACAACAGAACAACGAAUCCAGCAAACUGCUUUUCAACAAAAAAUUAAAUUGCUUGAAAAAGAAUUUCAGAAUGAAAUUUGUAGCGAUGUGCCUAAUGCUUUUUGGGAUCGCAAAAAACAUUUGGUAGCGCUUCCUUAUGAGCCUACUUUUGACGAAAAGAAAAUACCUACAAAGGCUCGUCCCAGUCAAAUGAAAAAAGAGUAUAUGGAACUUUGCAAAACUGAAAUUAAUACUCUUCUCCAGAAAAAACUAAUCAGACCAAGUCGAUCUCCUUGGAGCUGUACUGCUUUUUAUGUAAAUAAAAAUGCUGAAAUAGAACGUGGAACUCCUAGGUUAGUGAUUAACUACAAACCUUUGAAUGAAGUAUUACAAUGGAUCAGGUAUCCAGUCCCUAAUAAAAAAGAUCUUUUAGAUCGCUUACAGGAUGCCGUUAUAUUUUCUAAAUUUGACAUGAAAUCAGGAUAUUGGCAGGUUCAGAUUACUGAAAAUGAUCGUUAUAAAACUGCAUUCACAGUACCUUUUGGACAUUUCGAAUGGAAUGUUAUGCCUUUUGGAUUAAAAAAUGCGCCAUCUGAAUUCCAGCAUAUUAUGAAUGACAUUUUUAAUCCCUAUUCUGAAUUUUCCAUAUGCUAUAUCGAUGAUGUCCUUAUCUUUUCUUCCUCUAUUGAUCAGCAUAUGAAACAUCUUAAUAUUUUUAAACAUGUUAUUUCCAGAAAUGGUCUUGUUGUUUCUGCUCCAAAAAUGAAACUUUUUCAAACCCAAGUUCGAUUCUUAGGACAUAAUAUCCAUAAUGGAACUAUUAUUCCUAUUGAUCGAAGUAUGGAGUUUGCAUCUAAAUUUCCCGAUGAAAUUAAAGAUAAGACCCAAUUGCAACGAUUUUUAGGAAGUCUCAAUUGUAUUCAUGACUAUUAUCCUAAUCUUGCUACUGAUGCUGCUAUACUUUAUACCCGUUUACGAAAAAAUCCACCUGUUUGGAGUCCAGAACAUACCACUGCUGUCAAAAAGAUUAAAGCUCGUGUAAAGACUUUACCCUGCUUAUGUCUUCCCUCUCCAGAAUAUCAAAAAAUUGUUGAAACAGAUGCUUCUGAUCUCGGUUUUGGUGGUAUACUAAAACAAUUUAAUCCUAAAACUAGUAAAGAAGAACUCUUACGUUUUCAUUCUGGUGUUUGGCAUGAUGCUGCUAAAAGAUAUCCUACUAUUAAAAAAGAAUGUUUAGCUAUUGUUAAAUGUGUCUUAAAAUUCCAGGAUGAUUUAUUAAAUCAAGAAUUUUUAAUCCGCGUAGAUUGCUCUGCUGCCAAACAAGUUUUCAAAAAAGAUGUUGAAAAUUUGGCUCAAAAACAAAUUUUUGCUUCUUGGCAAGCUGCUCUUUCUGCUUUUGAUUAUAAUAUUGAAUAUAUCAAAGGAGAACAUAAUUCUCUCCCUGAUUUUCUGACUCGUGAAUAUCUACAGACUUCUCAUGCAAAACCGGGGUAGAGGUCCUGGCCGGCGAGGCCGUGGACGUGGUUUUCCACCACCACCUACCGACUUUCCUUCCCUUUUGGGGAUUUACAGUCACAAAGGAGAAUCUUCUAGCCCUUCGGUUAAAGAUGUCCUCCUAACUCUAGAAACUUAUUUCCAGAAUUCCAUUACAGAAGAAACUGUUCUUUAUAUUGAUACUGCUGACAUUCAAUGGGUUUCUGAUCCAUGGGAGGUGAAAAAACGCUAUCUUGCCACCCAAAAUAGUCCUCCGCAUUUGGAUACUUACAGAUAUGUCUAUGAACAAAUACUGACUGAGUUAGCCUCUGUCCAAUUCCAGCAUCAUUAUGCCGAUUCUAAUCGUACUGCCAGUCCCAUUAAUUACAGUAAAGCUACCAUUCAGUCUAUCAUGCCCAUCCAGGCUUGGGGUAUUCAUCCUCAUGUUACCCGUAGUCUUGAUAUCCGGUCUAAGGACGUCCGUUACAGUUAUUGGGAUUAUAUUACUGCUUUUACCCAGACUUUUUAUUAUAUGAACCCUCCUCGUUCUCACUCCUGGUUUUUUCGGGUUCUUCCUGAUGUCCUCAAAAAUGAUCUCCCCUCCUGGUUUCUCAUUUGGUGGGAUACUUUUGGAUUACAGCUAGAUGCUUUUCCAGAAUAUGUUCGCUUGGCCUUUAAUGAAUGGCAAACUGUUUUCAGUAUUCUUCCAGUUAACAAAAAUAUUUCCAUGUCCAAAUGUUUAAUCAAUUUCGUCAUCCGCUUCAGUAUUCCCUGGAUAUGGAAAUGGGAUUUCCAGUGUGAUUUCCAGAAUAAAGUCCCCCGUUUAAAAAGAGUUUUCUUUUAUAAAUGGUGGAAACAGAUGGAUGAUGCCAAAAAUAAGCAAGACUUACUCCAGCGCAUCAAGGAACAUACACAUGGAUUCAAGGAAUUGCUGCUUCAUGAAAUCCAUGCUUUUGGAAACAAGUUCUUCGUCUGUGAUAUCUGGAUAUUUGUUUCGGAGCUCUUGCUGGAUCUGAAUAAAAGGAUUAAUGGAUGUGGCUGGAGUAGUUUUGGGACAUGCAUCAAGACAGUCCUGUGUAUGUUCCUUGAUGCGCUGGAGUAAGUCUUGCUUAUUUUUGGCAUCAUCCAUCUGUUUCCACCAUUUAUAAAAGAAAACUCUUUUUAAACGGGGGACUUUAUUCUGGAAAUCACACUGGAAAUCCCAUUUCCAUAUCCAGGAAAUACUGAAGCGGAUGACGAAAUUGAUUAAACAUUUGGACAUGGAAAUAUUUUUGUUAACUGGAAGAAUACUGAAAACAGUUUGCCAUUCAUUAAAGGCCAAGCGAACAUAUUCUGGAAAAGCAUCUGGAAAUCUAGGGAAUAGAAUCCCCAGAAAACUUUCCCCAUGCCGUUGGACAGUAUAGUAGCUGGACACAUUAUACAUGCACUAGGCUUGUCAAUUCAAUUUUAGCUGGCAAAGAGUUGGGAUGCAAUAGGAAGCUUUCAUGUCAAGAACAAUUUUGGUUGCAGAAAGCAUAUCAAUUUUUCCCCUCAUAAUAAGGGGACUUCAUGACACACUCGUCAUCUGAUGAAGGCCCAGAGCAUAACAACUGGAUUAGAGAGAGGAAAAGGGUUCUUUGGCAGUUUCAUUAACUUGGCUAUGUGCUCCGCAUCUCGCCUUUGUCUCUGCACCUUGCCUGCUUGUCCAUGCAAGCCACAACAGCACCGAUGCUAUCAAGUCUAUAUCUAGGUCAAGAGCAGGGGGUAGCACCGUGACAUGGGGUGCCCAAGAAACUCAAUGACCCUUGUGCAGAAUCACUAGGGACUAGGAUUAGCAGCAAGAGUUGUGGGUAUCAUCAAAGUUGCUUCAUUCACCCUUUCGAGGUGGCUCCACUCUAAAAGAGCGAGACCUCCACAUGGAGGUGAUUUGGGACCACAAGCAAGCAACACAUGCUCUCCCUUUCCACCCUUCGGUGGUUCUGAGCCAUCUUUACAUCUACGACAAUUCAAAGUGGGCCCAUGAGCUGGCAACACUGCCCACAAGCCACUUACCCUGCAUUACUGAAGGAAGCACUUUGAUGUUUAGGAAAAACCCCUCAUCGACUUAACUAUUCUUUCUAUUGUUGUUUUUUCUCAUAUGUCCAUGAAGAAGUAGAACUCAUUCUCUCCAGUUUUUAGUUGCUUGUGCAAGUCAUUUAACACCUUUACACCAUAGCUCCACACUAAUUCAAGAGCAAAAAUAACUAAUUCAUCAAGCAGUGCAUACCAGCAUUAAUUGUAGUUAUGUUUUUUUGUUUGCGGGAAAACCAUGAGAUCAAACAUCUACAAUUGUUUUAAGAGGUUAUGGUAUACAAUAUUCUAAAACAAGGAAUUAGUGUGUGUUUCCAUUAUUAAAAGUUUCUAUUAUGAAAUUUGUUCAUCAAGUUACUUUCUCUCUCUUGUGUUCUUGAAUUUUUCUUCUUUUUUUAUUUUAUUUAAUGUUUUGGAUUUGGUGUUCUUAUAGGUGGUAUUCCUCGCAUCAAUGGUAUGAUAGAGAAGAUAAUACAUGUUCCCCGUUAUGUUUUUGAUUUUAUCUACGCAGCGUCACUCUAUUAUCUUGAAAGAGAAAACAUGAUUGGGUUUUUGAUAUGAAUGUUACUCUAUUAAUUGCAAUUCACGACACAUUCAUUCCAUCAAGAAGUAAUCACUGUCUUUGCAAGUGGCUAUUCCCAUCAAAUAUACCUCUUCACAAUCGACAUACCCGUUCACAAUCAAACUCUAAUUGGUUUGGUUUUAUUAUUGCUCCGGUAUUGAAGAGUCAAUUCACCUAUUGAAAAGAAAGUUUUGAAGCAUUUUAUGAAGUUGGGUGGUGAGGAAAAUUAGUCAUUUCCUUGAGACUUUCUUGAAUUAAUGAGGUUGAUAUAUAUAUAUAUAUAUAUAUUCUCAAUUUGAUUUGAUUAUGUUUCAAGUA
Camellia sinensis is the source of this 7151-nucleotide messenger RNA. The record is from RefSeq and is a predicted model, not a curated record. Lineage: Eukaryota; Viridiplantae; Streptophyta; Magnoliopsida; Ericales; Theaceae.